Messenger RNA from Orbilia oligospora ATCC 24927, 351 nucleotides. RefSeq lists its product as uncharacterized. The record is from RefSeq and is a predicted model, not a curated record. Bases 1 to 351 code for a protein of 116 amino acids. The transcript has 2 exons. Lineage: Eukaryota; Fungi; Ascomycota; Orbiliomycetes; Orbiliales; Orbiliaceae.
AUGAAGUUCACUCUCGCUAUCGCUGUUGUUGCCUCCUUCCUUGGAGCCCAAGCCGUCCCGCACCCGCAAAUUACUGCGGCGCCCGAGCCAUAUAGGUGCCCAAUUAAGGAAUGCGGUAUCGCUACCACCACCGUUCCACCUCAAGUCUGUCCGGCAGUCAUCUGCCCAGCACCUCCAGCUUGCCCGCUUAUUGCUCGCGUCACACAAGUUCCAUGCUGUUGCAAGACUCAGAAACUCAAGACUACAACUGUCACUGCUCCUUGCUGCACCACUAAAUGCAUUGUUCCAACUUACACUGAUUACACUGGGUGCCCGACACCAACUCCCACAAAGGUAAAGUCUUUCCCUUGA